AUGUACCAGUCGCUAGAUAUUGAAAAUAUAAUUGAAAAGAUGACUGUAUUGGAAAAAGCCCAAUUGUUGGCAGGCGUAGAUAGAUGGCAUACUGCAGCAAUUCCUAGAUUAAAUAUUCCUUCUAUCAGAUUUACAGAUGGUCCCAAUGGGGUACGUGGUACCUCUUUUUUUCCCGGGAUUAAGUCAGCUUGUUUUCCUUGUGGUACUUCACUUGGGGCUACUUGGGAUAAAAGAAUGUUAUAUGAGGUAGGUGAGUUAUUGGCAAUUGAAGCAAAACAUAAAAGUGCACAUGUAAUUUUAGGUCCUACAGUGAACAUUCAAAGAUCUCCUCUUGGAGGUAGAGGUUAUGAAUCAUAUUCUGAGGAUCCAGUUUUGUCGGGGUUAUUAGCUGCAGCUAUUAUUAAUGGAAUACAAGGUAAAGGUAUAGCAGCAUGUAUUAAGCAUUAUGUAUGUAAUGAUAUUGAGGAUGAGAGGAUUGCUAUUAAUAUCAAUAUUAGUGAACGUGCUAUAAGGGAAAUUUAUAUAAAACCAUUUAUGUUAGCUUUAAAAUACGCUAAUCCAGCAGUUUUAAUGACCUCCUAUUCCAAGGUUAAUGGAACACAUGUCUCUCAAAGUAAGAAGCUUUUAAAAGAGUUGCUACGUGAUGAAUAUGGAUGGGGUGGUACUAUUAUUUCAGAUUGGUAUGGAACAUAUGAUACGAAAUUAUCAAUCAAAAAUGGCUUAGAUAUUGAAAUGCCUGGACCCCCAAAACUAAGAAUACCUUUUCAGGUUUCUUUACAAAUAAAGUCUAAAGAGCUUCAUGUUGAUGAUUUAAAUGAUAGGGUAAAGAAUAUAUUGAAGCUAAUCGAUUAUUUGAAGGAUUCUUACAUUCCAGAAGGAGGAACUGAAGAUGAAAAUAACAAUACAACAGGUACUGCAAACAAAUUAAGAGCCUACAGCUCAAAUGGGAUAGUUUUGUUAAAAAAUGAAAAUGAUGUUUUGCCAUUAAGAACAAGUGAAAAAAUUGCUAUUAUUGGUCCAAAUGCAAAAAACACAUCAGCGCAUGGUGGUGGUUCUGCAGCUCUAAAUGCAUAUUAUACACUAUCUCCAUAUGAUUGUAUCAAUAAAAGAUUUGUCUAUGAAGUUGAUUAUACAGUUGGAGCAUAUUCUCAUAAGCUUUUACCUCAAUUAGGUCCCCAAAUGAUCAGAGAAGAUAACCUGCAAGGUUAUAGCUGCAAAGUAUAUCUUGACCCACCAAGCGUCGAAAAUAGAACUUUGAUUGAUCAUUUUAAUUUAAGUAAUUCAUAUAUAAGGUUACCUGAUUAUGAAAAUAAACAAAUUCCACAAAGUAAUAUUUUCUUUAUGGACAUGGAAGGAAAUUUUAUUCCAGAUGAUGAUGACUACUAUGAAUUUGGGCUCACAGUGGUUGGAACUGCUCAGUUAUUUAUUGAUGGUAAAUUAAUCGUAGAUAAUAAAAGUAAUCAAAGAAGGGGAACGUCAUUUUACAAUACAGGAACUUUAGAAGAGAAGGGAACAGUAUUUUUGAGAAAAGGUCAAAAAUAUAAAAUAAAGAUUGAAUUUGGAAGUGGUCCCACUUCAACAUUGCUGGGGUCUACAGAUUCUUUAAGCGAUGCUGGUGGGGCAAUAGCUUUUGGAGGGUGCAAAGUUAUUGAUCCAGAAAAGGAGAUUCAAAAAGCGGUUGAAAUUGCCAAGCAAAAUGAUAAGCUCAUAGUUGUCAUUGGUUUGUCUGGAGAAUGGGAAAGCGAAGGUUAUGAUAGACCAGAUAUGAGAUUACCUGGCCUUACUUAUAAACUUGUCGAAGAGGUUUCAAAAGUUAACAAAAAUGUAAUUGUUGUUAACCAAUCAGGUACUCCUGUAGAUCUAUUAUUUCUCGACAAUAUUCCAGCGUUAGUUCAACAUUGGUUUGGUGGUAAUGAGGGAGCGAAUGCUCUUGCGGAUAUAUUAUUUGGUGAUGUAAAUCCUAGUGGUAAACUACCCUUAACAUUUCCGAAAAGGGUGCAGAAUAAUCCUUCAUUUCUAAAUUUCAAGUCUGAAAGGGGGCAGGUUACAUAUGGAGAGGGGAUUUUCGUAGGUUACAGAUACUACGAGGCUGUUGAUCAGGAAGUUAUAUUUCCUUUUGGAUUUGGUUUAAGUUAUACUAAAUUCGAUUUUGCAAAUUUAAAUAUAGAAAAAAUAACUGAUAAUAAAAUUAAGCUUUCAGUUACAUUAGAAAAUAUAGGUGACAGAGAUGGCAAAGAAGUUGUUCAAGUGUAUGUUUCCCAACAAAGCACCACAGUUAAUAGACCAAGAAAAGAAUUGAUAAAUUUUGAAAAAGUUUUUAUUAAAAAGGGUCAAAUUGAAACAGUAUAUAAUGAUCUUGAUCUCAAACUAGCCACCUCAUUUUGGGAUGAGUAUGCUAAUAAGUGGAUUAGUGAAGCGGGUGAUUAUAACAUUUUAGUUGGUAAUAGCAGUGACAAUAUUACAUUAUGCAAAUCUUUCAAAAUUAUGAAAGAAACAUUUUUCCUUGGUUUAUAG
Messenger RNA from Debaryomyces fabryi, 2514 nucleotides. RefSeq names its product beta-glucosidase. The record is from RefSeq and is a predicted model, not a curated record. Bases 1 to 2514 code for a protein of 837 amino acids. The transcript has a single exon. Gene Ontology annotation, molecular function: beta-glucosidase activity. Lineage: Eukaryota; Fungi; Ascomycota; Pichiomycetes; Serinales; Debaryomycetaceae. Gene Ontology annotation, biological process: glucan catabolic process.